Molecule: messenger RNA, 492 nt
Organism: Brassica napus (rape)
Lineage: Eukaryota; Viridiplantae; Streptophyta; Magnoliopsida; Brassicales; Brassicaceae
Exons: 2
Coding region: 1-492 (163 amino acids)
Source: RefSeq, a predicted model, not a curated record
AUGGGCACCGAUAGGAGUUGUCCUAGAUGUGCUGGCACAGCGAAGAACAACAAACUCUUUAAUGGAAAAGUCGUAUCUCCGAUUGACACUCUCCAGCACGCGUCUCUUGAGGCAGAAUGUUGGAGGAAAGCUAACGAAAACGAGGGAGCAAACGAGGAUUAUAACAACCCUCCUACUACAGAGGUUGAGACAGUGUUCCGUCGGAUACCUCGAAUCACAACCUGUCAAAUUGAUGCAUCAUGGAUCAUCGAUAAUGGCAGUGUUAGUGGUUUUGGGUGGAGUCUUAAGGAUCAAAUAGGUUUUGAAUAUUUUGGAAUACAUGCGUGCAGCAGGAGUCUCUCAGCUUUGAAUCCUGAGAUAGAAAGUUUACUUUGGGCAGCCUCAUGUAUGAGAGAUAUGAGGAUAACCUCGAUACGGUUCGAGACGGACUGUUCGGACCUAAUAGACAUGACUAGAAACCCAACAUUCACGACAAAGAUCAAGGUGUUCUAG